This is a messenger RNA of Chiloscyllium plagiosum (whitespotted bambooshark), 1747 nucleotides long. The record is from RefSeq and is a predicted model, not a curated record. NCBI's taxonomy places the organism in Eukaryota, Metazoa, Chordata, Chondrichthyes, Orectolobiformes, Hemiscylliidae.
AUGAAUCUGAAUGGUGAACUGCUGUGGGAUCUUUUAUGGCCUGGACUUGCUCGUGGCAGCUUGUUUCAUCGGCCAGGUGCCAACUUUCUCGUGACUGUGAGGGGAAUAGAAGAACUGGCUUUGCCCAAGAGUGAAAUUUCAUACAUUGUUGAAAAUCCAGUCCCUUUCACUUUGGAUAGUAUUUCUAAUUCUAUCCACUCGCUGUUCUCUGAAGAAACACCAGUUGUUCUGCAGUUAACUCCUAGUGAGGAGAGACUGUACAUGGUGGGAAAGGCAAACACCAUUUUUGAAGAUCUACCUGUGACAUUACGACAGAUGCGUAACCGCUUGUUUCAGGAGGACUCUGUUCUGGGCUUCCUUCCUCGUAGCACUCUGAAUAAAAAUAACGAGGUUGACCUUCUGUUCCUUUCAGAAUUGCAAGUUCUUCAUGAUAUUUCUGCAUUGCUGUACAGGCACAAACGCUUGGCAAAAGAACGUUCACCUGCCCUUUAUUCACUGGAGCUGGCAGGUCUGGAAGAAAUUAUAAAGCGUUAUGGGCAGGACUCUCAGCAGUUCCGUGAUGCUGUCCAAAUCCUUGCUUCAGUCAUCCAGAAGUUUGCAGAUGAUGUAUUCUCCAUUUACAGUGGAAAUGCUGUGAUUGAAUUGUUGACUGUAAAGAAUUUUGAUGCACCACUUGUGAGGAAGAGUCGAUCUAUCCUAGAGGUUCCAUCCAAAAAUGAUCCAAGCCAUACCUAUGGUUUGGCCUACCAAUACAACUAUAACUAUGCUGUUGUAUUCAAUAUUGUCCUCUGGUUGAUGAUAGGCCUGGCUUUAUCUGUGAUCAUCGUUGCCUACAAUCUGUGGAAUAUGGAUCCUGGAUAUGAUAGCAUUAUCUAUAGAAUGACUAGUCAGCGAAUUAAAAUGGACUAAGCCAUUUGCUUCGCAUCCAAUCAAUGAAAAUGUACACUUCUAAAGUUCUGGGAAAGUAUCAAGAAGACUAGUUUGUUCCUGCUUGGGAGUGGUUUUUUUCACAAUUAUGGUAGUGGGAGAAUAAUAAAAUUCACUCUUGGGUAUGUAAAGAUAAAUAUUCCCACAGUACCUUCUUAAAUUAUUUGUCUGUCAUGGCUAUUAUUCCUAACUCUGGAAUUGAGCAGGUUGCUUGAUCAGAAUUUUCUUUGAUUUCUUGUCAUAGUGUUUUAAGUACAAGCAGAGAAUUUGUUCUUACAUCCUGGACGAGAGAAAAAUAGCCAAUAGUGAACUUAUUUUUCACUAACGCAUUCCAUUGGAUAAAAACCACCUAACUCCGUUUGCAGUAUCCUCUAUUUUGGACUUAACUUUGUACGUGUUGGUAUUGUUUCUGCUUUUGUAAAUCACUACUGCGCAGCUUACUGUUUUAGGUUCAGUCUGUUACUUUCCUAUUGAAAUAGUUUCACUAUCAUGGAUAGACGUGGCAGCUGUGAUCAAAAAUGCACUGCAACAGGUAAUCUGAUUUUAGGAAAUGUGAAAUGAUUUGACUUUAUUUUCAUAGUAAAUGUGCUGUAAAGAUUUAAACUGAUAUGCAGACUCCUGAAUGGUGGUCAUGUGUUUGUGUGCUUCAAUUGUAAUUGUUUUGGCUAUGUUUGACAUAGAAUAAAUCUGAUACUUGACAAAAAUAAUGAUAAAAAUUUGUGGUCAGCACUGCUAUUUAUGUUUGGCUGGUUUUACUGAUGUGCAAUGCAAAUGUUAAUAAAGUUAACUGUAAAUAUUCUGAUUAAAUUUAUUAAGCAAA